AGCCGUGGUAGAAUGAACCAAACUGCUGUGGCGUGAGUCCCAGGAGGAGGUGACCUCCAUCAGGAGCGCCUCCUCUUUACUCCAGCCAGUGUUUAAAUCUCCCUCCGGUCUGCAGCCGACUCAGCUGCAGCGUUUAAGCGUCAGGAUGAAGGUCGCCCUGGUUUUCCUGCCGUUCCUCCUCCUCCUCCUGCCUGUUUCCAUGAUGCCGGCGGACUCGGACAAUUGGAUGUCUGCUGACCUGGAAGCUCUGAAGCAGAAAGUCUCCUCUCUGGAAAGAGAGAACAAAGCCCAAAAAGUGGCCUUUUCAGCCUCUUUGUUGGCUGAAGGUUCCGGCUCUAUCGGACCAUACGCCACCUUCGUCGGCCUGGUCUUCAGACACGUCAUCACAAACGUCGGAGACGCCUACAACUCGCACACAGGUAUCUUUACCGCCCCGGUGGCAGGAGCUUACCGCUUUGAGUGGUACAUCGGAGUCCAAAGCAAGAAGCAAACGGCGGUGGCCCUGGUGAAGAACAACCAGCGGGUUUUCACCGCGCUGGAGGGCGAGGAAGACGGCUCCAGCACCAGCUUUAGCAGCGCCUCCAACGCCGCCACGCUGCUCCUGAAGGCCGGAGACGUCGUCUUUGUCCGUCUGUGGCCCAAAUACGUCGUCUUCGACAACGAGAACCACCUCUGCACCUUCAGCGGUCAUCUGCUGUUCCCCAUGUGAGCCCAGUCGCUGGAAAUCUUCUGCUGGUGAAUCCAAAUCUGGGUCCAGAUGUUCAAAAGAAGCUUUGCAACACUUUGUGUAGAAUCUGUAACCCUUAGUUAAUCUUCUGCAACAUUCUUGCUCCUCUGCUUUCUCUGCUUCAGAUAAUAAACUGAUGAUCUCACA
Fundulus heteroclitus (mummichog) is the source of this 874-nucleotide messenger RNA. RefSeq names its product caprin-2. Bases 146 to 709 code for a protein of 187 amino acids. NCBI's taxonomy places the organism in Eukaryota, Metazoa, Chordata, Actinopteri, Cyprinodontiformes, Fundulidae. The transcript is spliced from 3 exons. The record is from RefSeq and is a predicted model, not a curated record. Gene Ontology annotation, molecular function: protein binding.